Molecule: messenger RNA, 4079 nt
Organism: Cynocephalus volans (Philippine flying lemur)
Lineage: Eukaryota; Metazoa; Chordata; Mammalia; Dermoptera; Cynocephalidae
Gene: RCC2
Product: regulator of chromosome condensation 2
Exons: 13
Coding region: 166-1734 (522 amino acids)
Biological process (GO): negative regulation of GTPase activity
Cellular component (GO): membrane
Molecular function (GO): small GTPase binding
Source: RefSeq, a predicted model, not a curated record
CUGGAAGCUCGUAUUUACAUUUUAAGUGUAUCUGGUGAGUGGGCUGGAUCCCUCGUCUGGGCCGAAAAAAAAAAAAAAAAAAAAAAAAAAAGCCUGCGAUCCGUCUUUGAGUUGCUUCCCUUCCUUUUUCUCUCCGGUUUCUCAUCACUCCAAAAAGCCGCGACCAUGCCCAGGAAGAAGGCGGCGGCGGCGGCGGCCUGGGAAGAGCCGAGCUCGGGCAACGGCACGGCCCGCGCCGGGCCCAGGAAGCGCGGCGGCCCGGCGGGGAGGAAGCGCGAGCGGCCCGAGCGUUGCAGCAGCAGCAGCGGCGGCGGCAGCAGCGGCGACGAGGACGGCCUGGAGCUCGACGGGGCCCCCGGCGGGGGCAAGCGCGCGGCGCGGCCGGCAGCGGGCAAGGCGGGCGGCGCGGCCAUGGUCAUCACCGAGCCCGAACACACCAAGGAGCGCGUGAAACUUGAAGGGUCUAAGUGCAAAGGGCAGCUUUUGAUUUUUGGGGCAACCAACUGGGACUUGAUUGGUCGAAAAGAAGUGCCUAAACAACAAGCUGCUUACCGCAAUCUCGGUCAGAAUCUGUGGGGGCCCCACAGAUAUGGGUGCCUGUCGGGGGUCCGGGUGCGGACAGUGGUUUCGGGUUCGUGCGCUGCCCACAGCCUCCUCAUCACCACGGAGGGGAAGCUAUGGAGCUGGGGUCGGAAUGAGAAGGGGCAGCUGGGACAUGGUGACACCAAGAGAGUUGAAGCCCCCAAACCCAUUGAAGGUCUCAGCCAUGAACUGAUCGUGUCUGCAGCAUGUGGGCGGAACCACACCCUGGCCUUGACAGAAACGGGCUCUGUGUUUGCAUUUGGGGAGAACAAGAUGGGGCAGCUGGGCCUGGGCAAUCAGACGGAUGCCGUCCCCAGCCCCGCACAGAUAAUGUACAACGGCCAGCCAAUUACCAAAAUGGCCUGUGGGGCUGAAUUCAGUAUGAUAAUGGACUGCAAAGGAAACCUCUAUUCCUUUGGGUGCCCUGAAUAUGGUCAGCUGGGACACAACUCAGACGGCAAGUUCAUUGCCCGGGCACAGCGGAUAGAGUACGACUGUGAGCUGGUGCCCCGGCGGGUGGCCAUCUUCAUCGAGAAGACGAAAGAUGGGCAGAUUUUGCCAGUACCAAACGUGGUUGUGCGAGAUGUGGCCUGUGGCGCUAACCAUACGCUGGUCUUAGACUCCCAGAAGCGCGUCUUCUCGUGGGGCUUUGGUGGCUAUGGCCGGCUGGGCCACGCGGAACAGAAGGACGAGAUGGUGCCACGCCUGGUGAAGCUGUUUGACUUCCCUGGACGUGGGGCCUCCCAGAUCUAUGCUGGUUACACCUGCUCCUUUGCUGUCAGCGAAGUGGGUGGUCUUUUUUUCUGGGGGGCCACCAACACCUCCCGUGAGUCUACCAUGUACCCGAAAGCAGUGCAGGACCUCUGUGGCUGGAGAAUCCGGAGCCUGGCUUGUGGGAAGAGCAGCAUCAUCGUGGCUGCGGAUGAGAGCACUAUCAGCUGGGGCCCGUCACCGACCUUCGGGGAACUGGGCUACGGGGACCACAAGCCCAAGUCUUCCACUGCAGCCCAAGAGGUGAAGACUCUGGAUGGCAUCUUCUCAGAACAGGUUGCCAUGGGCUACUCACACUCCUUGGUGGUAGCGAGAGAUGAGAGUGAGACCGAGAAAGAGAAGAUCAAGAAACUGCCAGAGUACAACCCCCGGACCCUCUGAUGCUCCUGGAGACGCCUCCACCUCUCCACCUCUCGCGGCAGCUGUCAUUUCCGUGUGCACUGGGACGUGAAGUCAAAUGAGGAAUUUAAAGAAGCAAAAGUUAACCGGAGGUGCAUUUUUGUUAGACUCCCUGAGGUUCCGUUUUAUAAGUGAAUUCAACGUUAACUACCUUUUUCUGUAUGCUUUCCAAAGUGUUUUUUUCCCCCUCUUCAUGUUUGAUUAAAAUAUUUGCUCAUAGUUGACUUACCAUUCCUACAAAAGAGGCAGAAACUUUGAGCAAUCUAAGGGUUUUUUUCUUAACUUGUUUUUCAUUUUUCAUGCUAAGUACACUUUGCAAAAAACAUCCCUUUCCAGUUGUAAUUAGCAUUGUGAUCCGAGUGGGUGCUCCAUGGGAGAGGAACUGCCAUGUACUCUGAAAAUUGUCCCCUACGGGAACCAGCAGCAUCUGGAUAAAGACGGUCCCUGGUGGUCAGUCUCCAUCCAAAAUCACGCUUGUGUGCUUUGGAAGCAUCUGGGUCACUCCUUGCCUGCUUUUUCUUGCAGACUGGCUGAAGCCGGUGUUUGUCCUGUUUCUCCCCGUGGCUGCUUGUAAGCCCCACAGCCUUUUGGCUGCGACAUUAAUAGAAUCUGCCGUAUCCCCCCUGGUGGGGGCUUUGGGGUCUAUGAUUAGCCAUUUAUAUCUGCUUUAUCUGUAAAAGGAGUCCAAAUGAAAAUCAGGUGAUGAUGGAACCAUGGGGACUUGGGGGGUGGGGCAGAGAUGGGGAACAUUUGUAUCUGUCUAAAGGUUCGGCUUUAUGGCUCCCUGUGGAGCCAGGGCCUGUUGUCACUAGCACUCGCCAAUUAGAGAUUGAUCAGCCAACAGUCAAAAGUGCAUUCUCCAGGCCCGGCAAAGAAGGAUCAGCCCUUUGUCGUACCAGCCGUGUGGCCUUUGUGCUUCUGUCUUUCUCUCCCCCAGCUGGAUCCUGCCUGGAACAGGCUGUCCUGUUUCUGAGACUCGGGGUACCGUUCUGCUAGCCCAGCUCCUUUAGUCGCAUUUGCUUGGCCCUGGUACCAAAUAGUUGGGAUUGCUGAAGAAGUUCCCCGUUCCUGUGUGUCAGCGUGGAUGCUGACUGCCACCCGCUCGCUCCCCUGGCAAGUGCCCUCUGCCCGAGCUCGUCACCAGUGCUGCUGAGCGCUGCGUGAGUUACGAGGUGCCUUUCCCAGAACCCUCCUCUUACUUGGACCCAAGAGAGGCGACAGCUCUGGCUGGGGCUCUUGGUUUCCAGAGGGUCUGGACUGGUUUGGGUGCUUUAAAAUAGAUUUUUAGUUCAGUGGUGCUUAUGGGGGAGAUGGGGAUAGAACUUAAGUGUGACACUUGGGUGGUUGGGAAAGUUAAAUAUUGGCCUUUAAUUUUCCUUUUUUUUUUUUUUUUGCUUUUGCUGUUGUUACCACUUGUCAUUGUCUUGAUGUUAAAAUGCCAAAAACGAUCUAGUCGUUGCUUUUUCCCCUGUCUUCCCAUGUCAGUCACUUCUUAGAGUGACUCCUGCCAUUGUGGGGCAUGUGACAGUAUCUGUGUGGCCAGUCCCAAAGCCUUGUGGAAGGAGACUGGCCUGCAUCUUGUAAGACUCAGUCUGAUUUCAUGCUCAUCUCUACUGUCCUGUGUUCAAUCAGUUAGUCUAGGGGAGAAGCUUCUACAACUUCAGAGCUUCUGCUAAACUUACCUGAUUUGCCCAAAUCACUCCAAAACCACCAUCUCUGACUCAAGCUUCCAUGUGUAGAACCUAAUGUUUCCCUGGACAAGUCUCUUUCCUGGAGUGUGGCCCAGGCAUCUGUGCUCCUGGUAGCCUGAGGUCUCCCUUGAGUCAUAUGGUCACGAGAGGGUUGAGGAAGCACUUAACUGGGGCCAGCUUUUUGUAGUAGCUGCCCUUGGCUGAGCUUGGCUCGGAUCUUCCAGUGGACUAACCUGAAACCGGCAACCAGCCUUUUCUGGAGUCAUCUUCCAAGGGAAGACUGCCCUGUUCCCUCCCAUACUCACUCCUUUUGGCUUAGAAUUUAAAAAUGAACCUAAUGGGGGGAAAUCCUUUAGAACAAGUGUUGAGCCAGUGUGGGAGGGCGUCCUGCACUCCUAGAGAAAGGUACAAAGUGACUGGGCUGGGAAUGUACUGUUCAGUGACCCUGUGGGCGUCAGGCAAGUCUUCCAGCUCAGGAAGGAGAAUUGGAAGGAAAUGGCUUCGGGUGAAGGGGAAUCGAAGAGGAGGUGGUGAUUUGGUUGAAGGUGCCUGGUUAGUGCUGUAAUUGUCUUUUUUUUUUUUUUAUAUAUAUAUAUAUAUCUAUAUAUAUAUAUUUCUUGGAGUAAACAUUUUAAA